UUUCCGACUGUGCCUACGAAUUCUGAGAAAACUAACUUCAAAAUUAAAAUACUAACCUUUUCAAGACAGGAUUUCAAGACACCUUUUCAAGAGCGGGACAACUGGUUCACAGGAGAAACAGGCUGUGAGAACAAGAUUUUCAAAAGAGGAGGCUGAGUAGCCAGACUUGCCACCUUGAGUUGAAAAGAAAACAAACCUACGGCAAGGAUACUUCAAGCUCAACCAAAAGAUCCCGGCCAGACCUGUUCAAGUGGACUACUUGGAACUCUUGAGUGCACCGGUGUGGGAAAUGACCCAAGAAGUGCAUCAACAAUUGAACUGCAACAACACUAGCAGUGAACUGAUAUUUCUCACUCAAGCACUUAUUUAUUUCCCCGUUUUCUGCAUUGGAGUCAUCCUAAAUGCCUUGGCCUUGAAGAUAUUCUGUUGCAAUCUGAGCAAGUGGACUGAAACGAGAGUAUACAUGACCAAUUUAGCCAUUGCAGAUUUUUUGUUGCUUUUUACUUUGCCUUUCAAGAUGGCUUAUAAGAGAAACGAUGUGACUACACUGUGUUUGGUCUUUGAGUCUACAUACUUCAUUAACAGGUAUAUGAGCAUCUUCCUUAUCACCAUCACAGCAAUUGAUCGAUACAUUGCCAUAAAAUAUCCCCUCAAAGCAAAGCUUAUACGUUCCCCUCUGAAGUCAGUAGUUAUCUCUGGGUUUCUCUGGGCCUUGAUUAUCAGCAUUGUAUAUGUGACUAAAAAUUUUGAGAAACGAGCUUCAUCAGGCACUUGCUUUAGAAGGAUUUCCAGAGAACCAUCAAUGUAUGUAUUUGCAUCUGUCAUUUGGGGAUUUUUUAUACCAUUAACUAUUUUUAGUUUCUGUUCCAUUCAAAUCACAAAGAAACUCGUGAAGAAGAAGAAAACAAACCCAUAUGAAGAAAAGCGCAUCCAGAAAGCAAUCAAUAUCAUUUUUGCAAAUAUGAGCGUAUUUGUCAUAUGCUUCUUACCUAUUCAUCUUGCAUACUUAAUUCGGUUCAUAGCUGACUACACUGAGGCCAGCUGCACUCAGAUAGAAAAAAUUGACAACUUUACAAACCUUGCAGGAAUUAUUGCCAACACCAACUGCUGUUUGGAUGCCAUUUGCUAUUACUUUGUGAACAAGGAAUUCCAGGAAGCUUCCAUGAAGCUAACAACCAAAUAUGAAACACAACAGAAGCAAAGCUCUGAAGAUCAAGAUUUUGAAAUUAUUUAG
This is a messenger RNA of Lacerta agilis (Sand lizard), 1234 nucleotides long. Its product is annotated as G-protein coupled receptor 35-like. Bases 290 to 1234 code for a protein of 314 amino acids. Gene Ontology annotation, biological process: phospholipase C-activating G protein-coupled receptor signaling pathway; positive regulation of Rho protein signal transduction. Gene Ontology annotation, cellular component: membrane. Lineage: Eukaryota; Metazoa; Chordata; Lepidosauria; Squamata; Lacertidae. The record is from RefSeq and is a predicted model, not a curated record. The transcript is spliced from 2 exons. Gene Ontology annotation, molecular function: G protein-coupled receptor activity.